GAAGAUGGCGACGAUAACUAUGCGAAUAAGAGGAGCAAAGUAAUCGGUAGCGAGGAAGUUUUAAGCCCAGAUGGCUAAAUUGCUCGCGUAUUGGAAUAAUUAAUAGAAAUAUUUAUUUGAAAGUGAUUCAAGCUUCGCCAAUAUGGAUGACACACGCAUUGAGUGGAUGAGAAACAAGGUAUACCUCGGACUUGGAAUUACAGACCCUGAGGUGUUCGACGAUUUGUUGUCUCGAGAAGAUGGACAAUUUGAAAACGAAAUCUUAAAAUUUCUCAAUGAAACUCCCAAGGAAGGAUGCACUAUUUUAUUUUAUUCUAUGCUGAAGGAAGAAGAGGAGGAAAUUGAAGUUGAAGCGGAACCAGAAUUACCAGAAAUAACAGCUGAUGGUGAUGAAGAAGUUGAGAAGACCUCAAUAAAUGGUGCUGAAGGGACUGCUGAGGGUGAUGAUUUGAUCAUGGAGAGAGUUCCAUCUGCAAAUUCAAAGGCUGCAGAGGAAGUUUCUGUCAAGGAUGGUUCACAGGCUGCAGAACCAGCCCAGACCAAUCCAGAGACUGGGGAGGAGGUUGCAACAGCCUCAGGUGAGGGAGGAGAAGGUGAUGAAGCAGAGCUAGGAGAGGAGAAUCAUGCCACACCUCUACCACCCAGGACAAAAAUCAUUAUACAAAAAGUUCUGAGGACAGUCAUGUAUGUUUGCUAUGAACACCUUCCUGAAGAGUUUGCGGAUGAAAAUGCCUUCUACUUUUUACGGAAUACCACUGGCCCUGUUCCUCUGCCAUCAACGCUUGAGGAAGCAGAAGAAAUUCUCCCUCCCUUAUUUCAGUUUGGAUCACAUUACGGACCCUCGCUACAGAUGCUGGAGCACCUUUUAACACUGGUGUAUAUACCCCUUUUGUCACACAAUGGUCAGCGGAAUGAGUCCUCUUCAGAUAGUGGGAGUCACAAGAGUAGUGCUCAUACUGGUGAUGAACAGGGAUCAGAGGAAAGUCGAUCAAGGGUUAUCUUAAGAGAUGAAUUUCUAAUGAACAUGCAGAAAUUUUCUACGCACAUCAGCCGAACAAUUCACCAGUUGGAGGGUGAUAUUCGAUUGGAGAUGCCUGAAGUCAUUCUUGGUGAUGACAUUACAGAGAUGGUAAAAGAUUCAGAACUAGUAACAAUGCUAGAGGAAACCCUGCACAACUGGGAAGUGACAAUUUCAUCAGCCCUGGAGAUCCAGUUAAAGAAAACACCCCAAGGAAAUGGGCCUUUGGCUGAGAUUGAUUUCUGGAGAGAGAGAAAUGCUACACUGAGUGCAAUUACUGAGCAGUUAAAACUGCCGACUGUUAACAAAGUUGUGGCUAUUUUAACAAAUGUUCACUCUGAAAGCCUUGCCAGUUUUGAGUAUCACCGAGCAGAACUCACGAAAUAUUAUACAGAAGCUAAAGACAAUGUGCGAUUUCUUUCUACCCUUGAGAGACAUUUUAAGAACUUGGCACAUGGUGCAAGUUUUAACAUAGUCCUUGAAACAAUACCUUCAAUGAUGAAUGCCUUGAGGAUGGUGUGGAUUAUAUCGCGACAUUACAACAGAGAUGAGAGAAUGGUGCCGUUAAUGGAGAGAAUUGCUUGGGAACUUAGUGAGCGAGUGGCCAAGAUUGUCAAUGUUCGCACUAUUUUCAAAGAACCACCCUACCUCAUGAAGCAAAAAACCUCAGAGGCCAAGAAGACCUUGGAAACAUGGAAGGAGUCUUACUUUGAUGUGAGAGCCAAGAUAGAAGCUUCAGGGAGAGAUGCCAGAUGGGAGUUUGACAGAAAGCGUUUGUUUGAGAGAACAGAUCAUAUGGCUUCAAUCUGUGAAGAUUUGAAGGAGGUUGCAACAGUGAUGGAAGAGUUUUAUAAUAUCUUUGGACCUGAACUGAAGGCAGUGACGGGAGAUCCUAAACGUAUCGAGGAUGUGUUGAAGCGGGUUGAUGGACUAGUGAAACCCAUUGAAAAUGUUGGAUUUGAUGCCUUCAGCCUUAGACAUGCUGCAAGUUGGCGAAAUGUGAUGGACUGGUUCCACAGAGAAGUUACAGCCAUUGAAAAUGAAGCUAGACACUUCAUUGAUGACUCGUUUAAGACACUGAGGUCUGCUGAGGGAGCCUUUGACAUGCUUUUGAAUUUCAGACACAUUAGAUCACGGGAAGCUAUCAACUCACAAAUGAUGAAGAAGUUCAACGACAUCUUGGUGCAGUUUGGAAAAGAGGUGGAUGCUAUGUAUGCACUGUUCAAAGCCAACGCAGACAAACCUCCAAUCUUCAAGAAUCAACCUCCUGUGGCGGGAGCCAUCAGCUGGGAACGUUCUCUCUUUCUUCGCAUAAAGCACACCAUCUUGAGAUUUCAAGAGAUGGAGGACAUGCUGAAUUCAGAGCAAGGAAAAUUGGCAAGCAAAAAGUAUCUUAGUGUGGCACGGCAGAUGAAAGAAUAUGAAGACAGAAAAUAUGAAGCAUGGAAAGAACAGGUUGAAGCAAAUCUCUUGAUCUACCUUAAGAAAAAUCUGUUGAUCAAGCCCUCAGCAAGCUCUGCAACCACACACAGAAGUGCUGCUGAUGAAGGAAACUCUGAGGAUGCAUCUGGAAGCCUAGCUGCAGCAGUGCAGGCUCAAGCCUCUCAUCCCAACCUACAGUAUGUGGCAGAUUUUGCACCAGAGUUAGGUUUAAUCAUUAUGGAGACAAAGUACUUAGAGCAGCUAGGAUUCCAGGUUCCUGAGCUGGCCAGAAAUGUUGCUUUGCAGGAAGAGAAGUACUUGAAAUAUGUGGAUGGCCUGAAGCUUAUGUUGGACAGAUACCACACUGUUCUUGGAAGUCUCAAUGUUGCAGAGACACAACUUCUAGAAGAUCACAUCAAAGAGUUAAAACGUGUUCUAAAGCCAGGGGCAAAACGAUUAAACUGGAACUCGCUUGGAAUAAGUGACUACAUCACGAGAUGUGGACAGGCCAUCAGCAAAUUUGAAUCACUUGUGAAUCAAAUCCAGAAAAAUGCCAAAGACAUCAACAGCCGCCUGGAGUUGAUGGAGAACACAGUGUUAUUCAAACAGCCACCGCCUAAAAUAGGAGGAGCACUUCCUGAUGCAAAGGAGUUCUUUGAAUAUCUUGAAAAAGCUCGAGCGGUGGAGCUUGAAAACUUGGCCAGAAGAUACAGAGCCGUUGGACCGCUUCUUACGAAGAUGGAAGGACUUGUCGUUCAUACAAACACUGGCAGAUCGACCAAACUACAACCUUACUAUGCCUACUGGGAGAAUGCAGUCUAUGAAGCCCUCACAAAGAUGGUGACCAAAAACCUGCAGCAGUUUAACCAGCAACUUCACGCCCGCCAGCCAUUGUUCCAGAUCGAAACAGUGUUGUCUGCGCCAGAGAUUGUCUUAUCUCCUCCGGCAAAUGAGAUCUACAAAUUAAUCAUGCAGUCAAUUAGAGACAUGGUGGAGGGAACCAGAAUGUUUGUUCGCUGGAUGAACGGUACGUGCAUCGAGACUCCGCCCCAGCACGCUGAGGGUGAGGACGAGCCAGUAGUGUUUAGUUUCUUCACAGAUAUCUCGGCCAAUCCUGCCAUCAUAGACCUGGUGACUACUCUGUCGAAAAGUGUGCAGAACACUCUGGGAAACUUGAACAAACACCUGACUCGCUGGCGGAGGUACAGGUUGCUAUGGAAACUUGACAAGAGUAACAUGGUGGAGAAGUUUGCACAGAAGAAACCAACGUGUAUUGCUUAUGACGAAAAGUUACAGUUCUACUCAAAUCUGGUCAUUGAGGUUGGAAACCAGGUCAUGACAAAAGACAUUGAUUUUGUUCGUCUCAACUUGGACCCUCUGGCAACGACUAUUCAGGCCAAUGCGAGGGCCUGGGUCAAGGAGCUGGGCAAGUUUUUGAACGAAUCGGCAAGGGAAGAUCUGAAUGCUCUCAAGGCAGAAAUUGAGGGUUUAACAGAUGAUCUCAAGCGAGAACCAGACACGCUAGAAGACUUGAAGUUUGUCCUGCGCGUAAUUGCAGACAUCAGAGACAAGUCUCUUGAUGUAGAGCUUCGCUAUGUCGACAUUCAGGAAAGAUACCGAACCAUUCUGAUGUAUGAUAUUGAGGUUCCCGAGAGCGAGCUGGAGCUGGCCACCAACAUCACCCAAGCGUGGGAUGACCUGUUCCUGGAAUCUCGCACAGUGGACGCAAGUUUGGUCUCUGUUAAGAAGAAAUUCACUGAGAUCACGCAAGAUCAAGUUUCCGACUUCUCCAAAGACAUUUCAAAGUUUAAAGAAAGCUUCAUCAAUGAAGGUCCAAGCUCUAUUGGCACUGAUCUUGAAGCAGGUGUGGAACUGUUAAAGAAAUUCAAAGAAGAGUUUGCAAACUUUGAAAAGGAGCGUCAAGAAUUGGCGAAUGCUGAAAAACUCUUUGGUCUUCAGAUCACUCUUUACCCUGAACUACUGGACAUGGAGAAAGAGCUGAAGGGAUUGGAUCAGAUCUUUUCUAUUUAUGAGAAUCAAAAGGCGGCUCGCGAUGAAUGGGCCAACACGCUAUGGGCCAACCUUGAUGUGUCAGUGUUAUCAGAGGGUAUUGACGGGUUUAUUAAACAACUCAAGAGACUUCCAAGAGAGGUGAAAGCCCUACCGCUGUGCCAUAUUCUGGAGGAGAAGAUGAAGGAGUUUAAGAAUUCCAUUCCACUCUUUUCUGAUCUGAAAAACGAGGCUUUGCGAGAACGCCAUUGGAAGAAAUUGAUGGAAAUGACAGGUAUGAAGUUCGAUCUCAAUCCGGACACCUUCACACUUCAGAACAUGUUUGCUAUGGAGCUACACAAGUUCCAGGAGGUCAUCGGUGACAUCACGGCUAGCGCCACAAAAGAGCUUGGGAUCGAGAAAGGUAUCAGUGAAGUGGGUGAUACGUGGGGCGCUAUGAAAUUCACUGUGUCCAAGUUUAUGAAAGGAACCCAAGAGAGAGGCUUUAUUUUGGGAGCUGUUGAUGAAAUCCUGCAAAUACUGGAUGACAAUGCCAUGAAUUUGCAGAGUAUGUCCGCCUCGCGGUUUGUGGGGCCGUUUUUGGAAACUGUUAACAAGUGGGAGAAGAGUUUGUCACACAUUGGAGAGGUUGUUGAGGUGUGGAUGGUUGUGCAAAGAAAGUGGAUGUAUCUUGAGAGCAUCUUCAUCGGCGGAGACAUCAGAGCUCAGCUUCCAGAGGAGGCCAAGAAAUUCGAUGACAUCGAUAAGACAUUCAAGAAGAUCAUGAGUGACACUGCAAAGAAUCCAAAAGUGUUAGAAGCUUGUCACGCCGCCAGUCGUCUGGAGCAGCUGCAGAUGUUGGUAGCUGGUUUGGAGAAGUGUCAGAAGAGUUUAAAUGAUUACCUGGACUCCAAGAGAAACGCCUUCCCAAGGUUCUUCUUUAUUUCUGACGACGAACUGCUCUCUAUUCUCGGCAGCCAUGAUCCACAGUGCGUGCAAGAACAUAUGAUCAAGAUGUUUGACAACAUUGCUAAGUUGCGUUUCGAAGAAGGAACUGGUGAAGAGAUGUUGGCCACUGCCAUGCUCAGUAGCGAGGCUGAAGUGAUGGAGUUCAGGCAGCCAGUGGCGGCUGAGGGACGAGUGGAAGACUGGAUGACAAACGUGCUGAAUGAAAUGAGAAGGACUAACAGACUCAUUACGAAAGAGGCCAUCUUUAAAUAUGGCGGCGAACUGUCCAGAAUUGACUGGAUGAUGGAGUAUCAAGGAAUGGUGGUACUGGCUGGAAACCAAGUUUGGUGGACAUGGGAAGUUGAGGAUGUGUUUAGAAAAGUGAAGAAAGGAGACAAGAUGGGAAUGAAAAACUACGCUAAAAAGAUGCACAAACAAAUCAGCGACCUUGUUGAAAAGGUUCGUGAGCCAAACCUGACCAAAAAUGAUCGCAAGAAGUUCAACACAGUGCUGAUCAUUGAAGUUCACGCCAGAGACAUUAUUGACAGUUUUGUUCGAGACAGCAUCAUGGACACGCGUGAGUUCGAGUGGGAGAGUCAAUUAAGGUUCUACUGGGAUCAGUUACCAGAUGAGUUGAUGGUGCGUCAGUGUACAGGCGAGUUUGGUUAUGGAUACGAGUACAUGGGACUAAAUGGACGCCUGGUCAUCACCCCCCUGACAGACAGAAUAUACCUGACUAUCUCUCAGGCCUUGUCCAUGUACCUCGGUGGUGCCCCCGCAGGGCCGGCCGGCACUGGAAAAACCGAGACAGUGAAGGAUCUGGCUAAAGCUCUGGGAUUACUGUGUGUUGUAACUAACUGUGGAGAGGGUAUGGACUACAAGUCCAUCGGCAAGAUCUUCUCAGGCCUGGCGCAGUGUGGUGCCUGGGGUUGUUUUGACGAGUUCAACCGUAUUGACGUGUCUGUACUAUCAGUUGUCUCAACACAGAUUAAAACACUGCAAAACUCACUCAGCAACCAUCUUAAGAGACUACAGUUUGAAGGUACAGAGAUAGCAUUGGAUGGUCGUAUGGGGAUUUUCAUUACCAUGAACCCUGGCUAUGCAGGUCGUACAGAACUUCCUGAGAGUGUCAAAGCUCUGUUCAGACCUGUUAUGUGUAUUGUGCCAGACCUGCAACAAAUCUGCGAGAUCAUGCUUUUCUCCGAAGGGUUUUUAUUGGCCAAGGUUCUUGCCAAGAAGAUGACAGUACUUUACAAACUUGCGUCAGGACAGCUCUCCAAACAAUCUCAUUACGACUUUGGGCUUCGUGCACUGAAGGCUGUACUUGUGAUGGCAGGAGAACUGAAGAGAGGUUCUCCUGAUCUGAGCGAGGAUGUAGUGUUAAUGCGUGCGUUGCGUGACAUGAACUUGCCAAAGUUUGUGUUUGAAGACGUACCACUCUUCCUCGGUCUCAUAGCGGACUUGUUUCCAGGCCUUGAUUGUCCAAGGGUACGGUACCCAAAUUUCAACGACGCAGUUGAAGCAGUGUUACAGGACAAUAAAUACAUUUUACUUCCACAUCAGGCCGAUAAAGUUGUUCAAAUGUACGAGACCAUGUUGACACGACAUACAACCAUGAUCGUGGGCCCCACUGGAGGAGGAAAGACUGUUGUUAUUAACACAUUAGCGCAGGCGCAGACACGUCUGGGCAUAACUACAAAGAUGCAUAUUAUGAAUGCCAAGGCAUGCACAGUGGUGGAACUGUACGGAACGCUGGAUCCUGUCACUAGGGACUGGACUGAUGGAUUACUGUCCAACAUCUUCCGUGAGAUAAACAAACCCACUGAUAAAAACGAACGUAAGUACAUCGUGUUUGACAGCGAUGUGGACGCCCUGUGGGUAGAGAACAUGAACUCUGUGAUGGACGACAACAGACUGUUGACUUUGGCUAAUGGCGAGAGGAUUCGGCUUCAGAAACACUGCGCCUUGCUGUUUGAGGUUUCAGAUCUUCGUUACGCUUCUCCGGCCACUGUGUCCCGUUGCGGAAUGGUGUACGUGGAUCCUAAGAAUCUGGGCUACAAUCCUUACUGGCAGAAAUGGUGCAAUGCUCGAGGAAAUGACAAGGAACGAGAAGAGCUCAACAGACUCUUUGAAAAAUAUGUGCCUCCUUGCAUCGAUUUGAUUCUGGAAGGAAUCAUCGAAGGAAAAAUCGGAAAGAAGUUGAAGACGAUUAUUCCUCUGACUAAUCUUAACAUGGUCGUACAAUUGUCCCAGAUGCUCGAUGCACUGCUUCCCCCUGCAGAAAACGCUCAAUUCCUGGGAACUGAAACAACAGAGGCUGUUUUCCUGACCUCGUUGACUUGGUCGCUAGGGGGAGGCCUACUGGAGGAUGGGCGGAUUGUUUUUGAUGGAUUCGUGAAGAGGAUCGCGUCUUUACCUCAGAAUCCAGCGGAAGGAAGCGUUGUUAAACCAGGUGAGAUCCCGAGCGCUCAGCCCACAGUAUUCGAGUAUUAUUUCGACACGAAAAAGGGCCUUUGGGUACCCUGGGUUGACGUCAUCCCUAAGUACGUCCACGACCCCGAGAAAAAGUUCUCGGAGAUUUUGGUGCCCACUGUGGACACUGUCAGGACAACAUGGCUGCUUGAGCUGAUGGUUAAUAUUAAGAGACCUGUGGUACUUGUGGGGGAGACUGGGACCUCCAAAUCGGCAACAACAGCGAAUUUCUUGAGGGGACUUGAUAAAGAUGCUACGCUUCUUCUCAACAUCAACUUUUCGUCUCGAACGACGUCCAUGGACGUACAAAGGAAUCUCGAGGCAAACGUAGAGAAGAGAACAAAAGACACUUACGGUCCCCCCAUGGGUAAGAGACUGCUGGUGUUUAUGGAUGACAUGAACAUGCCGCAGGUUGAUGAGUACGGAACACAGCAACCAAUCGCGUUACUGAAAUUACUCCUUGAGAGGGGAGGCAUGUAUGACAGAGGAAAGGAACUCAUCUGGAAGAACUUCAGGGAUAUUGGCUUUGUAGCCGCCAUGGGAAAGAUUCUGGAGGAGUACAACAUGGACCACGUGCCAAUGAACCUUGUUCUUUUUGAUGACGCCAUCGAGCAUCUGACACGCGUACACCGUGUGAUCCGCAUGGAGAAAGGCCACGCCCUUUUAGUGGGGGUUGGAGGCAGUGGUAAACAGUCCCUAACCAAGUUAGGCGCCUUUUCUGCUGGAUGCGAGGUAUUUGAGAUCACCCUUACAAGAGGCUACGAUGAGAAUUCUUUCAGAGAGGACCUGAAGGGACUUUACUCGAAACUUGGUCUGGAAAACAAGAAAAUGGUGUUCCUAUUCACUGAUGCUCAUGUAGCACAGGAAGGCUUCCUCGAGCUCAUCAACAACAUGCUCACGUCAGGAAUGGUUCCUGCGCUAUUCCCAGAUGACGAGAAAGAGGGAAUCAUCGGCCAGGUUCGUGAUGAGGCAAACAAAGCCGGAGUACCACCUGCACGGGAAUCUAUUUGGCAGUACUUUGUUAACAAAUGCGCAAACAAUCUGCACAUCGUUUUAGCCAUGUCACCCGUGGGAGACACAUUGAGGACACGAUGCCGCAACUUCCCUGGUCUGGUCAAUAACUGUAGUAUUGACUGGUUUACAGCAUGGCCACAACAGGCACUCCAUGCUGUGGCCUCAGUAUUUUUGGGAGAAAACAACGACAAGAUACCCGAUGAGCACCGUGAAAAUGUUGUUAACCACGUGGUGUUUGUGCAUCAGACUGUUGGGGUGUACAGCAAAACAUUCUUGCAGAAGCUGAGGAGAGUUAACUACACCACACCAAAGAAUUACCUGGACUUUAUCAACACGUACAACAAACUGUUGGAGGAGAAAGACAAGUUUGUCUUGGAACAGUGUCAUCGUCUUGACGGAGGCCUCAGCAAAUUGCUGGCCGCAAGCGAACAGCUGAAAGAACUGAAUGAAAAGCUGGAGAUUCAGAAAGUGGCAGUGACAGAGAAAAGCGAGGCCUGCGAGAAACUGCUCUCAGAGAUUCAGCGUGCCACGGAAUUAGCAAACGAGAAAAAGGCCAUGGCAGUUGGAAAGAGAGAGGAAAUAGCCGAACAGAACAAGGAGAUCGUUGUCGAGAAAGCCGAGGCUGAGGAAGCUCUUGCCCAGGCUCUGCCUGCGUUAGAAGAAGCUAAACUGGCUUUGCAGGAUUUGGACAAAUCUGACGUCACUGAGAUCAGGUCAUUCGCCAAACCCCCUCGAGCGGUACAGAUGGUGUCAGAGUGUAUCGUCGUAAUGCGUGGUUAUAAAGAGGUAUCAUGGAAACAGGCAAAGGGAAUGAUGUCUGAAGCAAACUUCUUGAAGAGCUUGACAGAUAUGGAUGUGGAUGGCAUCACAAGCGCUCAGGUGCGUCGCGCCCGUGAUAUGUUGAAGGAGAUGAACAUCACAGUAGAAGAGAUGAGAGAAGUCAGCAAAGCAGGAGCUGGAUUACUCAAGUUUGUGGUGGCCGUGCUUGGCUACUGCUCUGUUGCCAGGGAAAUCAAACCAAAGAGAGAGAAGGUGGCUAGGCUGGAGAGAAAUUACCACCUGAGUAAGCGUGAAUUGGAGAAGAUCGAGAAAGAAGUGAAGGCUUUGGACGAGGAACUGAAGAAUCUUGGGGAUAAAUACGAUGCCGCCAUGAGAGAGAAGUCGAGUUUACAGGAAGAAGCGGAAAUUAUGGAACGGCGCCUGAUAGCAGCUGAUAAACUCAUUUCUGGUCUGGGAUCUGAGAAAAUAAGGUUGUUACUUUCAACGAUCCAGAUUUCCUGAAACAGCUCGAGUUGGCCAUCAAAUAUGGCUUCCCCAUUUUGUUCAAGGACGUUGACGAGUACAUUGAUCCGGUGAUCGAUAACGUACUGGACAAGAAUGUUAAAGGCGAGCCUGGCCGCGAAUUCGUUGUAUUGGGAGACAAAGAAGUGGAUUAUGACCCAAGUUUCCGUCUGUACCUGAACACAAAGCUGUCCAACCCCAAGUACACACCCACACACUUUAGUCGUUGUAUGGUUGUGAACUACACAGUGACUAUGAAGGGACUUGAGGAUCAGCUGUUGAGUGUUAUUGUGGGAUUUGAGAGAAAAGAGCUUGAGGAACAGAGAGAAAGACUUAUUCAGGAAACCAGUGAUAACAAGCGCCUGCUGAAGGAUCUUGAAGACACGCUUCUUCGUGAGCUGGCUACGUCGCAGGGUAACAUGUUGGAUAAUGUUGAACUUGUUCAAACUCUAGAAGACACCAAGUCAAAGGCUGUUGAGGUCGGUGAGAAACUCAAGCUUGGCGCCAAAACAGCAAUCGACAUCGACAAGCUGCGCGAUGGUUACAGGCCAGCGGCAAAGCUAGGAGCAGUUCUGUUCUUUGUGUUAUCAGAGAUGUCAGCAGUGAAUUCUAUGUACCAGUACUCUUUGGCUUCCUAUUUGCAAGUGUUUGACUUGUCUUUGAGAAAGAGCUUACCAGAUUCCAUUCUGCCAAAACGACUCAAAAACAUCAUGGACACCCUCACUAUGAAUGUGUACAAUUAUGCCUGUACUGGUCUGUUUGAACGCCACAAGUUGCUCUUUUCAUUCCAAAUGACCAUCAAGAUUAUGGAGGCAGACGGAAAGCUUAACCCCGAGGAGCUGGAUUUCUUCCUCAAAGGCAACAUAUCUCUUGAAAAGAGUUCUCGCUCCAAACCCUUCCCUUGGCUGCCAGAUCAAGGCUGGGAAGACAUACAGAGACUCAUGACUGUGACUCCAGACGCUUUCAGUUCACUGGCGGAUGACAUUGAAAGGAAUGGGAAAGACUGGAAAGAGUGGUGUGACCAAGAUGCACCAGAAUCCGCCCCUUUUCCUGGUCGUUACGAAGAAAACCUGACAGACUUUCAACGUCUUCUUCUCCUGCGCUGUUUCCGUGUGGAUCGAGUUUAUCUGGCCAUCACGAACUUCGUGACUGGCAGAAUGAGCGAGAAAUAUGUGACGCCGCCUGUGAUCAGUUUUGAGGCGAUAUUUGAGCAGUCCAACCCGUUCUCGCCAAUAAUCUUCAUUCUCAGCCCCGGCUCGGACCCUGCUAGUGACUUGAUGAAGCUGGCUGAGAGAUCAGGCUUUGGUGGAAAUAAGUUGAAGUUCCUUGCAAUGGGUCAAGGACAGGAAAAGUUAGCCCUGCAACUGCUUGAAACAGCGAUCGCUCGCGGUCAGUGGCUGAUGCUUCAAAACUGUCAUUUACUGGUAAAGUGGUUGAGGGAACUUGAAAAAGUCUUGGAACGGAUCAGUAAACCGCACCCUGAUUUUAGGCUCUGGCUCACCACGGAUCCUACACCGGAGUUUCCUAUUGGGAUCCUACAGAGGUCCCUCAAGGUUGUUACUGAGCCGCCGAACGGUCUAAAGCUGAAUCUUCGCAGUACUUAUCACAAGAUUACCAACCAGGCGCUUGCUGACUGUCCUCACCAGUCCUUCCCACCGCUUGUGUAUGUGCUGGCAUUCUUCCACGCUGUGGUACAGGAAAGACGAAAGUACGGGAAAAUUGGCUGGAAUAUUGCUUAUGAUUUCAACGAGUCAGAUUUCCGAGUGUGUAUGACUUUACUGAACACUUAUCUAACUAAAUCACUGGAGAGUCCUGACAAGAGGAUACCUUGGGCCAGUUUGAAGUAUCUCAUUGGCGAGGUCAUGUAUGGUGGACGGGUUAUCGAUGAUUUUGAUCGCCGCGUAGUGAAAACUUACAUGGACGAGUACAUGGGCGACUUUAUAUUCGAUACCUUUCAGCCAUUCCACUUCUACAUGGGCGAAGAGGUGGAUUAUUUCAUUCCCAAACCUGAAAAAGAUGCUCCGGAGUGUAACCGAGACUUAUACGUGGACACCAUUGAGGAUUUGACCCUGUCUAACACCCCUGACGUCUUCGGUCUGCACCCCAACGCGGAGAUUGGUUACUACACUCACUCAGCCAAGGACAUGUGGAACCACUUGGUGGAGCUGCAGCCUCAGACCGGAGGAGAGUCAGGAGGCAUCAGCCGGGAGGAGUUUAUAGGCAAGAUCGCCACGGACAUUCAAGGCAAGCUACCUCCUCUCUUUGAUGUGGAUCGGGUCAGGAAGAACAUCACAGACAUCACGCCGACGUAUGUGGUGUUACUGCAAGAGCUGGAUCGGUUUAAUGUCUUAAUCAGGAAGAUGUCAACUUCGCUUAUCAACCUUCAGAGGGCUCUUGCGGGGGAAGUAGGAAUGAGUAGUGAACUGGACGAAGUGGCACGUGCUCUGUUCAAUGGUCAGCUUCCUAGUAUUUGGCGCAAGCUUGCUCCAGCCACACUUAAAUCGCUCGGCAACUGGAUGGAGCAUUUCCUCAAACGCCUCAGCCAGUACAACAAAUGGGUGAAUGACGGUGAGCCCGCAGUGAUCUGGUUAUCCGGGCUACACAUCCCGGAGUCUUAUUUGACAGCCCUUGUGCAAGCCACCUGUCGUAAGAACGGCUGGCCUCUGGAUCGGUCCACACUGUACACCACAGUUACGAAAUACAAGACCGCAGAGGAGGUCACCGAGAGGGCACAUUCUGGCUGCUUUGUGAGUGGACUAUACCUGGAAGGUGCCUCUUGGGACUUAGAGGCAGGGUGCUUAAGAAGACCCAAACCGAAGGUUCUUGUUGAGGAGCUGCCUGUCUUGAAAGUGAUCCCAAUUGAGGGACACAGGCUCAAAUUACAGAACACAUACCGCUCACCCGUGUACACAACAUCUCAGCGUCGUAACGCAAUGGGAGUGGGACUGGUCUUUGAAGCUGACCUGGCCACUCAUGAACACAUAUCUCACUGGGUAUUACAAGGUGUUUGCCUUACACUCAACUCCGACUGAAAGCUUCUCUUGUUAAACUGUUAAACUCACCUCCAAAAUUAAAACCCUGUGACUAGUGAAACUCGCCUCCAAAAUUACAACCCUGUCAUGGGUGAAUUUGGUUUACCUUCGUGUGUUCUGUGUGGUUUGAUUCCAGGAUGGCUGAAUGUAGUAUCGUUGUUUUAGGUGCCUGAUCUUAUUCUCUUUUUCAGGCGGUUCAUAUCACAUUGUAGUUUUUAGGAGAUCAAGUCGAGAAAGCCUAAUAUAAGCUUAAUCGAUUUAGCUUUAGUGAAUGAAUUUUUGUAAAUAGCAGAACAGUUUACCUUACCAUACCUUUCAUUCGCACCCAAACAUUACUCGUAAUAUCAUUCUCCAAGUUGGAGUUUUUCUUGAGUGAAAAAAUAGAAGAAAAACAGUUUAAAAAUGAUUUUGUUGGACGUGUAUGAUGAGUGCAUUUUCAAACGUUUUUCGUAAUAAAAUUACUUCAUUUUGCCUUUGAAAAGGGCUCUCAAA
Messenger RNA from Pocillopora damicornis (cauliflower coral), 13668 nucleotides. Its product is annotated as dynein axonemal heavy chain 10. The record is from RefSeq and is a predicted model, not a curated record. Lineage: Eukaryota; Metazoa; Cnidaria; Anthozoa; Scleractinia; Pocilloporidae. Gene Ontology annotation, cellular component: dynein complex. Gene Ontology annotation, biological process: microtubule-based movement. Gene Ontology annotation, molecular function: minus-end-directed microtubule motor activity; ATP hydrolysis activity; ATP binding.